AGGAGCGACGUCAGUGUUUGCUGCUGCUGCUCUGGGGAAGAUGGCGGAGGCUGCGGCUGUUCCCCCGCAUCGGUUUUUCUGUCACUGUUGUAAGGGGGAAGUAAACCCCAAACUCCCGGAAUACAUUUGUCCGAGAUGUGACUCGGGUUUCAUAGAGGAAGUCACCGAGGAUUCCAGUCUCCUCGAGGGCGGUGCAAACGGGAUGGAUGACACAGCCACACAGUUCGCAGAGCUCUGGCACCUUUUGUUACUGGAGCGGCCGUUUACAGCAGACAGAGACAGUCCCGACUCAGAACCUCGGCUCCCAGGAGGACGCCUGGGGGGGGUCAGCGACCUCGGCAUGCUGGGAGGCGGAUCGGUCGGGGGAUCGGUCCCCGCAGGUCUAGGAGGAUCCGUGGGGGGUCUGCUCGGAGCCGGGGACCACUGGGGACCCGGGCGUCCGCCUCGUCUACACAGCCAAAGGAGAUACAGGUCCAGAGGCAGCAGUCGGCCGGAUCGCUCACCCGCCGUGGAGGGGAUCGUACAACAGUUUCUCGCCGGUCUCUUUGCCAACUCUGGAGUUCCUGGCUCACCACCUCUGUCAUGGACAGGGAUGCUUCACUCCAACCCAGGAGAUUAUGCGUGGGGGCAGGGAGGCUUAGAUGCUGUCAUAACUCAGUUACUCGGUCAGCUGGAGAACACCGGCCCUCCUCCAGCAGAGAAAGAGAAGAUCUCUUCUCUGCCAACAGUCACCAUAACUCAGGAACAAGCAG
Messenger RNA from Austrofundulus limnaeus, 752 nucleotides. It is a transcript of the gene rnf115a, whose product is annotated as ring finger protein 115a. Gene Ontology annotation, cellular component: cytoplasm. Gene Ontology annotation, biological process: protein ubiquitination. NCBI's taxonomy places the organism in Eukaryota, Metazoa, Chordata, Actinopteri, Cyprinodontiformes, Rivulidae. The record is from RefSeq and is a predicted model, not a curated record. Gene Ontology annotation, molecular function: ubiquitin protein ligase activity.